Molecule: messenger RNA, 4865 nt
Organism: Myodes glareolus (Bank vole)
Lineage: Eukaryota; Metazoa; Chordata; Mammalia; Rodentia; Cricetidae
Source: RefSeq, a predicted model, not a curated record
UUGGGCGUCCGGGUCGCGAUCGCACGCGCACACCGAACUCUACAGAGGCAGCAGCAAUCCUCCAGCCGCCGGGGCGGUACCGCGCCCAAGCGUGAAACUCCCGCUUUGGGGGCGGGGCCGCGCGGCGAGCGCGCGCCUCCUGACGUCAUCGCCGCGCGCCGCCGCUUGCGCUUCUGCCACUUCGCGGGAGAAGUUGUUGGCGCCAAUGGAUCCCGAGCCCCGAUAACGGAUUUCCCCAGCCGCGGGCCUGCCCACCUGUUCCUCUUCGGUCUUGGGGCUGCGAUGGACAUUCGGAAAUUUUUUGGGGUUAUAUCAAGUGAAAAAAAGCCUGUAAGUGAGACGGUAAAGAAGAAUGAGAAAAUAAAACCCUCGGCGGGAACUGCCAAAGGAAAGAAAGGAGUAAAGGAAGUCAAGGUUAAUAAUUCCUGUAAAGAGGAUGCCUCCAAACCAAAGCAGAACAACAAGAAAAAGAGGAUCAUCUAUGAUUCAGAUUCAGACUCAGAGGAGACAGUGCAGGUGAAAAAUGCUAAAAAGAAAUCAGAAAAGUUGCCACUGUUUUCUAAACCUGGUAAAAUUUCUCGGAAGGAUCCUGUUACUUACAUUUCUGAGACAGAUGAAGACGAUGACUUUGUAUGUAAAAAGGCAACCUCCAAAGCAAAAGAGAAUGGAGUAUCUACAAACAGUUACCUUGGAGCAUCAAACAUGAAAAAGAAUGAAGAAAACACUAAGACUAAGAAUAAACCUUUAUCACCAAUAAAACUUACACCAACAUCAGUGCUCGAUUAUUUUGGAACUGAAAGUGUCCAGAGAUCUGGUAAGAAGAUGGUGGCAAGCAAAAGAAAAGAGUCUUCUCAAAGCACGGCUGAUUCCAGAUUAAAUGACGAGGCCAUCGCCAGGCAGCUGCAGCUGGAUGAAGAGGCAGAGCUGGAGAGGCAGUUGCAUGAAGAUGAAGAGUUUGCUCGAACAUUAGCCAUGUUGGAUGAAGAACCCAAGACCAAAAUGGCCCGAAAGGACCCUGAAGAGGGAGAAUCAUUUUUACCUCUCCAAGCUGAUCUAAGCAAAGCAGAAAAUCAAAAGAGCCCUAAUAAAGCAGGGCAUUUCUUAAAUGAAAGAAAGACCUGCAGUCCUGCUAAGCCCAGUAAGGGUGGGAGCUCCAAAGGAUCUGAACAGCCCCACAGCUCAUCAGCUCAUCAGAGGGAAGCCGGUUCCUCUCCCAAGGCCAGCUCCAAGCUGGCACUUAUGAAAGCAAAAGAAGAAAGUUCUUACAAAGACACAGAGCUGAUUGCCUCAAAAAGAAAAGAAAACACCAUUGAACUUAAAGAAGAGAAACAAACUCCUAAGAAAACCAAAAGUUCCCCAGCUAAAAAAGAGUCUGUAAGUCCAGAAGAUUCUGAAAAGAAGCGCACUAAUUACCAGGCUUAUCGAAGCUUCUUAAAUCGUGAAGGUCCCAAAGCUCUGGGCUCCAAAGAAAUACCCAAGGGAGCUGAAAAUUGCUUAGAAGGCCUGACAUUUGUGAUCACGGGCGUGCUGGAGUCCAUUGAACGGGAAGAAGCCAAAUCUCUAAUUGAACGUUAUGGGGGGAAAGUAACAGGAAAUGUAAGCAAGAAAACCAACUAUCUGAUCAUGGGCCGGGACGGCGGACAGUCCAAGAGUGACAAGGCAGCAGCUCUGGGAACAAAAAUCCUUGAUGAAGAUGGUCUGUUGGAUCUGAUUCGAACUAUGCCAGGCAAGAAAUCCAAGUAUGAAAUAGCUGCUGAAGCUGAGAUGAAGAAAGGAAAGUCCAAAUUGGGACAAACACCCAAAAAAAAUGACCAAGGAAAAAGAAAAAUUAGUCCAACCAAGAAGGAAUCAGAGUCUAAAAAGAGCAAACUGACUCCCCAAAAGUGCAGCCCGGCGAAGGCCAUGAAGAAGGAAGCAGAUGUGUUUCAGAGGGGCGUGGACUUCACGGAGCAGGAAGUGAAGGAGACGUCUGGCCACAGCAGGGCUCAGGGUCUGGCUGAGGACAGCAGCGGGAACAAGGUGGAGAACCUGCUCUGGGUGGAUAAGUACAAGCCCACCUCACUCAAGCACAUAAUCGGACAGCAAGGUGACCAGAGCUGUGCCAACAAACUGCUACGCUGGCUCAGAAACUGGCAUAAGAGUUCUCCCGAAGAGAAAAAACAUGCAGCAAAAUUUGGCAAACUUUCCAGCAAAGAUGAUGGUUCCAGUUUCAAGGCAGCAUUGCUGUCUGGACCCCCGGGUGUUGGCAAAACCACUACAGCUUCUCUUGUGUGUCAGGAACUGGGCUACAGUUACGUGGAAUUAAAUGCAAGUGAUACUCGAAGUAAGAACAGUUUGAAAUCAGUUGUUGCUGAGUCAUUGAAUAACACCAGCAUCAAAGGCUUUUAUACAAGCGGAGCAGCUCCUUCGGUAAGCUCGAAGCAUGCUCUCAUCAUGGAUGAGGUCGAUGGCAUGGCAGGCAGUGAGGACAGGGGCGGAAUUCAGGAACUCAUAGGCCUGAUAAAGCAUACUAAAAUCCCUAUCAUUUGUAUGUGCAAUGAUAGAAAUCAUCCCAAAAUUCGCUCUUUGGUUCAUUAUUGUUUUGAUCUUCGUUUCCAAAGACCUCGGGUUGAACAGAUUAAGAGUGCGAUGCUGUCUAUUGCAUUUAAAGAGGGUUUGAAGAUCCCCCCUCCAGCCAUGAAUGAAAUAAUUUUGGGAGCUAAUCAAGAUGUCAGACAGGUUUUACAUAAUAUGAGUAUGUGGUGUGCACAAAGUAAGGCACUAACGUAUGACCAAGCCAAGACUGAUUCUCAGAGGGCCAAGAAGGACAUCAAACUGGGCCCAUUUGAUGUUGCCCGGAAGGUGUUUGCAGCUGGAGAGGAGACUGCACACAUGUCACUGAUGGACAAAUCGGAUCUCUUUUUCCAUGACUAUUCCAUAGCCCCCCUCUUUGUUCAGGAGAACUAUCUCCAUGUAAAGCCUGUGGCUGCAGGGGGUGACAUGAAAAAGCACUUGAUGCUUUUAAGCCGGGCGGCAGACAGCAUAUGUGACGGUGACUUAGUGGACAGUCAGGUCCGGAGUAAGCAGAACUGGAGUCUUCUGCCCACACAGGCCAUUUAUGCCAGUGUUCUUCCUGGAGAGUUGAUGAGGGGCUACAUGACUCAGUUUCCCAGCUUCCCAAGCUGGCUGGGGAAGCAUUCAUCUACGGGCAAACAUGACCGGAUUGUUCAGGACCUGGCCUUGCACAUGAGUCUUAGAACUUACUCCAGCAAAAGAACGGUGAACAUGGAUUACCUGUCACACAUCAGAGAUGCACUUGUGCGACCCUUGACCUCACAAGGGGUAGAAGGAGUUCAGCAUGUUGUCACACUCAUGGACACGUAUUAUUUAGUGAGAGAAGACUUUGAGAAUAUCAUGGAAGUUAGCAGCUGGGGUGGCAAGCCCAGUCCCUUUUCCAGGCUGGAUCCUAAGGUGAAAGCAGCCUUCACAAGAGCUUAUAAUAAGGAAGUCCACCUGACUCCGUACUCGCUUCAGGCAGUAAAGACAUCAAGACUCAGCACAGGCCCAGCACUGGAUUCUGAGUACCAUGAAGAGUCACAGGAAGAUGACAGUCAGUCUGAUGAGAAGGAGCAGGAUGCCAUAGAGACUGAUGCCAUGAUCAAGAAAAAGACAGGAUCUUCAAAGUCUUCAAAACCAGACAAAGAUAAGGAGUCCAAAAAAGGAAAAGGAAAAAGUUGGAAGAAAUGAAACCAUGUUCAGUACCAAUAGCUGUGUUUCACUUACCCUCUCAACUAGCCCAUUGGAAAGCCGUGCCCCUUACCCCAGAGUAGCCAGUGCAACACAGUGGGGUGGCCUGGUGGUCCCAUCAUAGAGGACGGUACAGCUAGGCGGGCUAGCUAGCAACUCUCACACCCCUCUUAUAGAGGGGGACAGGAUGCUUCAGCCUGCACCGUCCCUGCCAACCCAGUUAGAGUGCUGGGAUUCAAAACUAGGAGCACACAGGCUUCGGAGUCAGAUUUUAGUUAAGUCUGGAUGCAGUGGAACUGAGGCAUCUUUUGUAGCCUAACAGUUUGUCCUCAUGGCUGUUAAAGGACCAGGGCUGAUUUUUUUUUUUAAGAACUCAGUAGUUCUUAUUUUAUGGAGAAAUUCUGUAAAUAAACCUUAAUACAAAGUAGCCACCACCUGGAGCUGAGUAUUCUUGGUUCAUUGUCAAGCUGCAAAGUAGGCAUCAGGAAUCGAAUGUCUAUGGACUGCAUGGAUCAUUCUUAAGAUUGUCAUCUUGUACAGCAAAAAUAUUAUGUUAGUAUAUUACUUUCCUUAUUAAUUUGAUUAGAUUAAAAUAUUUGGCAUAACCCUGUGAAUCACAGUUCUCCAGGUAGAGAGCUCAAAUCACAGCAUCCCUCUGCACUAACCACAUUGCUGCUGUAGGUAGUCGCUGAGAGGCCUCUCGGGUAUGCGGACACUGGACUGCCACACAUUCCUGUCCUCCUGCAGUCUCAACCUUCAGAGUGAAACCAGUAGUCUAGGAUGGGUCAGCUUUACAUGUUCAUUCUGAUGGGAGAUGCUGUCCUGUGAGGAGCUCAUAUCCCUACUGUAAUUUCAGGUUAUAUCUAGAACUGUGCUUGUUGAAGGACCCUAGGGCCAUGGACGUAACCUGGCCUUUGGGUGUUUAGCUUUUUAAUUCAGUAAGUGCUCAGAGGUCUAUGCUGCCUCUGUGAGGUGUAUGCCAGAAAGAAUUUGAGGACCAUGCUCUGCCUUUGAGGACUCAUGGCUUUGUUGGGAGAGGAGACGAGUCCUGGAGACAUCGCAGGUAUAUUAACCAGGGUGAAAGGUAUGCUUCACGGAGAUCGGUUCAGUAUGGAAAUAAACACUGCGCUUAAGCCUGA